CUCCAGAGCUCUUCUCUUUGUGACGGCGGUUCAGACUGCAGACUCUCAGCUCUUCUUCAUCUCCUUUAAUCAUGAAUAAAUGCUUUCUGAUUUUAUCUUUCAUUUAUCUGGCAGAAGGGCAGCAGGAAGUCAGCGUGCACCGGAAGCAGGAUGUAACCCUGGUGUGUCAGAGCAGCAGCGUGGAGAACAUCUCUGUGCUGAAGUGGAGCAGAUCUGACCUGAACUCUGACGGGUACGUCUACUUCUACAGAAACAAGCGCUGCUUUGAAAGCUACCAGCACCCGUGGUUUCACGGCCGAGUGAUGCUGCGGGACGCCGGAAUGAAGGGUGGAGACGCCUCUUUGAUCCUGAAGAACGCCACCUUCAAGGACGCUGGGAUAUACGAGUGUCACCUGUUGGUCAGGGAGCUGGUGGAGAGCAGGAGGUCGUACUCUGAGAUCAGCCACGUCAUCAACCUGACGGUCACCGAUGCAGCUGAGGCACGGGACAACAUGAGGGACAACCUCAUCCACCCAGAGGAUGCUGAUGGUAACACCCAGAGCAGGGAUGAAGCAGCUGGAAGGUCUCACAUUGUUGCUGUAGUUGCUUUAGUUGCUCUAGUUGCUGUUCUUGUGGUUGCUGGUUUCAUUACAAUCAGGAGCUUAACGAGGAAAACCAAAGCAGUUUUCUACUGAUGAGACAUGUCCAGCUGACCUUCUGAAACAACUCAUCAACAAUGUGCGUCAGAGACUCGGACUCGUCAAAGGAAAAUAAAGAUUCUUCUGCACUUUUCACCACAUUUAUAUUUGUAUGAAUGUGUUUUUGAAAUCCUAAAUGAAUGAAGACUCUAAGAUGAUG
Molecule: messenger RNA, 837 nt
Organism: Girardinichthys multiradiatus
Lineage: Eukaryota; Metazoa; Chordata; Actinopteri; Cyprinodontiformes; Goodeidae
Exons: 3
Coding region: 72-674 (200 amino acids)
Source: RefSeq, a predicted model, not a curated record